CGGCGGGGCACUGCCGGCACCGCCCCGGGACGGCGCGGGGACAUCCCGGGACAUCCCGGGACACGGGGGACACCGCGCCAUGGGGCCGCAGGGCCGCCAGCACCCCCGGCUGAUGCUGCUGCUGCCGCUGCUGCCGGCGCUGGUGCCGGUGCUGCUGCCGGUGCUGCUGCCGGUGCUGCUGCCGGUGCUGCUGCCGGUGCCGCCCGUCGGCGCCGCCGCCGCCCGGCCCAACUUCGUGCUGGUGCUGGCGGACGAUCUGGGCUUCGGGGACCUGGGCAGCUACGGGCACCCCUCGUCCGCCACGCCGCACCUGGACCGGCUGGCGGCCCGCGGGCUGCGCUUCACCGACUUCUACAGCAGCGCCGCCGUCUGCAGCCCGUCCCGGGCCGCGCUGCUGACGGGCCGGCUGCCGGUGCGCUCCGGGAUCUACCCGGGCGUGUUCGAGCCCGGCUCGCGGGGCGGGCUGCCGCUGGCCGAGGUGACGCUGGCCGAGCUGCUCCGCGGGCGCGGCUACGCCACCGCCAUGGUGGGCAAGUGGCACCUGGGCUUCGGGCCCAACGGCUCCUUCCUGCCCGCGCACCACGGCUUCCAGCACUUCCUGGGGCUGCCCUACUCGCACGACCAGGGGCCCUGCCAGAACCUGACGUGCUUCCCCCCGGACACCAAGUGCUUCGGGACGUGCGACCAGGGCGUGGUGCCGGUGCCGCUGCUCUGGAACCAGAGCAUCGUGGAGCAGCCCGUGUCCUUCCCCGAGCUGGUGCCGCGCUACGGCCGCUUCUGCCGCGAGUUCAUCGCCCGCUGCGCCCGCCUGCGCCAGCCCUUCCUGCUCUACUACGCGUCACACCACACGCACUACCCGCAGUUUGCCAGCCGGGAGUUCGCGGGGACGACGCGCCGGGGACCCUUCGGGGACGCGCUGGCCGAGUUCGAUGGCUCGGUGGGACAGCUGCUGCAGGCCCUGCGGGACAACGGCCUGGAGAACUCCACGCUGGUGUUCGUCACCUCUGACAACGGCCCGUCCACGCUGCGCAUGGCGCGCGGCGGCAGCGCCGGGCUGCUCCGCUGCGGCAAGGGCACCACCUACGAGGGGGGCAUGAGGGAGCCCGCCCUGGCAUACUGGCCCGGCACCAUCGCGCCAGGGGUGACGCACGAUCUGGCCAGCACGCUGGACAUCCUGCCCACGCUGGGCGCCCUGGCCGGCGCUGCGCUGCCCCGCGCCGCCCUGGACGGCUUCGACCUGAGCCCGCUGCUGCUCGGCACCGGGAAGAGCCCCCGCCGCGCCGUGUUCUUCUUCCCGCCGGCCCCCGACCCCCUGCACGGCCCCUUCGCCAUCCGCCUGGGCAAGUACAAGGCGCACUACUACACCCAAGGUUCCUUCCACAGCGGCACCACGCCGGACCAGGCGUGCCACGGGCUCACCCCGCUCACCCCGCACCUGCCCCCGCUGCUCUUCGACCUGGAGGCCGAUCCCGCCGAGAACUACGACCUGCUGCGGGGCCAGCCGGGCCCCGAGGCGCUGCAGGCGCUCAAGGACAUCGCCCUGCAGCGGGUGCUGCUGGAGCAGCGCCUGCAGUUCGGGGAGAGCCAGAUCGGCAAGGGCCGGGACCCCUCGCUGCAGCCCUGCUGCGACCCCGGCUGCGCCCCCAAACCUUCCUGCUGCCGCUGCUCCCCGCAGGGGCGCCCCAAAGGCUCCUGGCCCAGUCCCCAGUGACCCGGCCCGGCCUCGGGGGCGGCUCGGGGAGGCCCUGGACUCGCGGGGAGCCGGGGUGGAACGGGGUCAGGGAGACCCCAAAGGAGCAGGGCCCCGUGAUCCCUGUGGGACGUUCCAGGGGAGGACUUGGGCGGGAUCCUGACCCGUUCCAGGAUCAUUCUCCAGACAUUCCAGCACCUUCCCCAGAGCCAGGGCAGCUCCUGGGAGCCGUGAUCCGCUGGAGCAGAGGGAAUGUCCCAGAUCCAGGGAUCCCAGCAGGGACCAAGGGCACAGCGGGAUGGGAUCCCAGAGACACCAGCUGGUGACAGAGGGGACACCCCUGGGUGGCAGCAGCAGCGCAGGUGGCCCUUCCAGAGAUGGCAGCUCCAGCUGUCCCCAUGGCUGUCCCUCUCAAGGACGUUCCUGGGGCUCUGGGAUGGCAGCUCCAGCUGUCCCCAUGGCUGUCCCUCUCAAGGACGUUCCUGGGGCUCUGGGAUGGCAGCUCCAGCUGUCCCCAUGGCUGUCCCUCUCAAGGACCUGUCCCAGCACUGGCACACCUGAGGCUCUGCUGGGGAGCCUGGGCUGCAGAAGUUUCUCCCUCUCCCCAUCCUCCCCUCCCUCCUCCCCUCCAGGCCCAACCCCGCCCUUUUCCCCCAAAUUGUCCCAUCCUUGUUUUUCCCAGGAGACCGAACUGGGCUGUAAAUGUGGAUAAUGGGUGUGUGAUUUUUGGCCACGGGAAUCGUUUUUUUUUUUGCAGUAGCUGGGAGUGGGGCUGGGCCAGGACCCCAGGGUGGUGACACUGGCAGUGUGUCCCCUCUCGCUUCCGUGGACAAGGGCAUUCCUUCCGGGAUAAAACGUGGAAGGGCCUUGUCUUGGGAUUUCCAUGUAAAUCACUGCUUUGUCUUACACCCUUUCUAAUUAAUAUUGCUGCAAUUAAUGGUUUGAUUCCUUA
Motacilla alba alba is the source of this 2642-nucleotide messenger RNA. It is a transcript of the gene ARSA, whose product is annotated as arylsulfatase A. Gene Ontology annotation, molecular function: arylsulfatase activity. NCBI's taxonomy places the organism in Eukaryota, Metazoa, Chordata, Aves, Passeriformes, Motacillidae. Bases 80 to 1711 code for a protein of 543 amino acids. The record is from RefSeq and is a predicted model, not a curated record. The transcript is spliced from 8 exons.